AUGUCAUCAGAAUUGAAAAACCUCGCUGAAAACCCUGUUCAUACUAAAGUAUGUUUUGAUGAUUUGGACGAACUAAUUUCUUCUGUGGCCGCUGAAGAAAAAGAAUUGAAGAUGAAAAUGGAAAAAAAAAAUUCAAAUGGAACAGAGGACAAAACACAAGAGUCAAAUGGUUUAGCUGAUCUUAAAAAUGAAAAUGAGCUUAAAAAUAUAAAUGAAUUAGAAGAUAAAUCAGUAGCCAUGAAAAAUGAAAAUGGAAAUGAAGAGAAAAAAAGUGAUGAAGAUGACAAUCAUCUUGAGUUUAAAGACAGCCAAAAUAAUUCUGAAGAUGGUAAAGAAGAGCUGGAAUUAUCUGAAAUGAUUGUUUGUGACGAAGUAGCUGGUGAUAGUGAUGAAGAUGAUAACAAAAUAGAAGUUGAAGCAACAAAUGCAAAUGAUAAAGAUAAGUAUGAAAAAGAUACCAAAAAAAUUAAAAAAGACACAAAAGAAAAAGAAAGCAACAAGAAAAAAUAUGAUAAGAAAUCAGAUUCUAAGUCAAAAGAUCGAUCAAGGAAAGAAGAUUCAAAAAGAGUUGACAAAAAACGUUCAAGAACACCAAGCAAAGAAAGAUCAAGCAAGGAUAGUUCAUUGAAGAAAAGAUCAAAAACUAUUGAUAAAGAAAAGGAAUCCAAAAAACUUAGAGAACUUGAUAAGUUUUGGCAAACUGUGCGUGAUGAUCCAUCUGACUUUAUUGGUUGGACCUACUUAUUACAAUAUGUUGAUGGAGCGAAAAAUAUUGAAGCUGCACGUGAAGCUUAUGAUGCCUUUUUAGAUUUAUAUCCAUAUUGUUAUGGUUAUUGGAGAAAAUAUGCAGACUAUGAAAGAAAAAAUGGAACUAAAGAAAACUGCGAAAAAGUAUUUGAUCGUGGCUUAAAAGCUAUACCAUUGAGUGUUGACUUAUGGAUUCAUUAUAUGGGUUAUAUGAAAUCAGCAUAUCCAGACGAUGAAGAUAUGAUAAGGGAACAAUUUGAAAGGGCAGUAGAAGCUUGUGGAAUUGAAUUUAGAUCGGAUCGAUUAUGGGAUCAUUACAUUAAGUUUGAAUUGGAAUGCAAACAAUAUUCAAGAGUUACAGAUAUUUAUGAACGUCUAAUUGCUACCCCCACUCAUGGAUUUUUAAAUAAUUUUGAAUGUUUCAAAGAUAUGUUAAAAAGUAUCCUAAAACAAAAUAUUGGAGGCUGUUUAAAUUUUGGAGUUAGAAAAGAAGUAUUAGCCGAGAUUAAGGAAGCUGAUGCUAAAAAAACCCAUGGUAGAAAAAUUGAUUCUGGUUCUGACUCUGAUGACAUGGCAGAUCCUAUGGAACAACGCACCAAGGAAGAAAAUUAA
Macrosiphum euphorbiae (potato aphid) is the source of this 1359-nucleotide messenger RNA. Lineage: Eukaryota; Metazoa; Arthropoda; Insecta; Hemiptera; Aphididae. The record is from the annotation of a GenBank genome assembly.